UCGGCCUAUUCUCGUUCGAGCUGAAAUUUCCGGCGUUGUUCUCGCUGACUCAAGCGCUGCUCUCCUCACUUCUCGACAUAAACAAGCCAGGCUGUUUUCGCCGGUCUUGUCCAAAACAAUGCAGCUGGCUCUGUUUACAUUCUGCAUCUUAUAGAAACUAACGUCGCAGUGACCAGCGCGUCUCCCCAAACACGUUGAAUGUAGAACUUUUGGAUGGGACGUCCCCAGAAGAAGUCGCAUUAAGUGCAAAAUUAUGUUGUCAACGACCGCUUUUCUACUACUCCUCCUGCAUUGCAAGAGCUAUGCAUCUACCGUGGGACAAGCCGGAACACCCGAUGAAAAGGAAAUGCCUUCAAAAGCAAAGAGCACAGACGCUGAGGGCAGGCGUGCCACAAAGGAAGAAAUUUGCUACGCUAACGUGGGCUGCUUCUCCCGACACGACCGACUGACACUUCCAUCUAAUUUCCCAAGCAACCCAAACUUUUUCAUGCCCCUUUUUCACCUCUAUUCAAGAAACAAACGGCAUUUUCCAACAGUUUUCAAGCUAAGGCCAAAAGGAAGUUAUCGGCAUCUGGUGGAGUUUCGCAAAGAGAAACCAUUAUUUAUUUUGGUACAUGGCUGGCUGGAGUCUGCAUACGCUCCUUGGGCACAGUCCAUCAAAGACGCUCUCCUUGUAGAGGAAGACAGCAAUGUUCUCGUGGUCGAUUGGAGCGGACUGGCAGCCACGACGUACGCCAGCGCAGCGGCCAACACGGCGGCCGUGGGGCGCACACUGGCGCUGGUCGUGCAGCGGCUCAUGGAGGAGUUCCCGCUGCGCGCCGCGCUUGUGCAUGCUAUCGGAUAUAGCUUCGGCGCGCAAGUGGCUGGCUUCUUCGGGAGAAACAUCAAGAGGAAUACGGGCACUCUCAUUGCUCGUAUAACAGCACUGGACCCAGCGGGCCCGUUGUUCAACGACACUGACGUGUGUGUGUGCCCUGAGGACGCCACCUUCGUAGAUGUCAUCCACACCAGCGGCGGCUACGAGCACCAGCCCUGGCAACUGGGGCUGCUCAGGCCAGCAGGCCACGUGGACUUCUACGUGAACGGUGCCAAGGACCAACCCGGAUGCUUCGGCUCGGCGCUGUGCGACCACAUCCGGGCCCCGCUCCUGUUCCUCGAGUCACUGGUGAACAAGGCCUGUCGCAUGGUGUCGCGGCCGUGCAGAGCAGGCUUUGCGGCUUUUCUGCGCGGGAAGUGCGUUCCUACCGACGCUGGAGGUGACCGCGGCGAGAUGGGCUUCUUCAGCCCUCGGGCGGCCGGUCGCGGUGUCCAGCUGGUCUCUACGGGCGCCGGCCCACUCGGAUACUUCUGCAAUAAAGAGCGUAAGGAGUAAUGA
Dermacentor silvarum is the source of this 1375-nucleotide messenger RNA. RefSeq names its product phospholipase A1. Gene Ontology annotation, molecular function: lipase activity. The record is from RefSeq and is a predicted model, not a curated record. The transcript has 7 exons. NCBI's taxonomy places the organism in Eukaryota, Metazoa, Arthropoda, Arachnida, Ixodida, Ixodidae. Bases 254 to 1372 code for a protein of 372 amino acids.